AUGCAGGUCAUUACGUCUAGAUUGAGUCUUUUGGCUCGACAAAGCAGGUUUACAUCUUCAAUAUCGAGCCUGGUGCUAAACAAUUCGAGAAAACCUCUCAGCACUGCUGUCGAGCCUGGCCCUUUAUCACAUAUAAGAGUUCUAGACUUGACAAGGAUUCUUGCUGGUCCAUUCGCUACUCAAAUCCUGGGUGAUCUAGGCGCUGAUGUCAUCAAAGUCGAAUCCACGGCCGGUGAUGACACAAGAACAUGGGGACCACCGUUUGCCCCAACAGUUCCAGACUAUGUUCCAGCACCAGAUUCACAUCCAAAUGCUUCAAAACCAGAGUCUGCCUACUUUUUGGGAAUAAAUCGAAACAAGCGAAGCAUCACGUGUAAUUUCAAGACUGCCGCAGGUUUACAAAUGAUCAAAGAUCUCGCCGCAGUAUCUGAUGUGUUUGUCGAAAACUAUAUACCGGGAAAGUUGUCAGAGAUGGGUCUGGGCUAUGAGGAUAUCAAGAAGGUGAAUCCAAAGAUUAUUUAUGCAUCUGUUACAGGGUAUGGUCCAGAUGGUCCCUACGCAACUCGAGCAGGCUACGAUGUCAUGAUUGAAGCUGAAGCUGGCUUAAUGUACAUUACUGGUGAACAAGAUGGACCACCAGUCAAAGUUGGAGUUGCCAUUACAGAUGUCUGUACAGGUCUCUAUACUCAUGGUGCUAUCAUGGCUGCACUAUAUGGACGAGAAAUGACUGGCGAGGGUCAAUGGAUCAAUGCUUCGCUGAUAGAGACGCAAGUCGCCGGAUUGGCAAAUAUCGGACAUAGCUAUCUGGUUGGAGGAAAGGAAGCCACAAGGUGGGGCACGGCUCAUGAGUCCGUCGUACCAUAUCAAGCAUUCCCUACAAGCAAUUCAUACAUUGUAGUGGGAAUUGGAAAUGACAAACAAUUUAGACGACUGUCAGAAGUCUUCAAUCGGAUGGAUUUAGCUGAUAGUGAAGACUAUGGCACAAACGCUGGCAGAGUUAAAAACAGAAAGGCACUCAUUCCUAUACUGACAAAGUGCUUUCAGACAAAGACCACCGAAGAGUGGCUAGGAAUAUUUAAGAAAAACAAUCUUCCAGGAACCCCAGUCAACAAUAUCGAACAAACAUUCUCGCAUCCGCAAGUGAUACAUAGAGAGAUGAUCCAAACUGUGUAUCAUCCAAAAGCUGGUAAUAUCAAAACUGUAGGCAUUCCCGUAAAGUAUGGAGAUACCAAGCCAAGUAUCAGAUUACCACCUCCGGUGCUGGGUCAACAUACAGAGGAGAUACUGAAGGAUGUGCUGGGAAAAUCUGACAAGGACAUUCAGAACCUCAGACAAGAGGGUGCAAUAUAA
Molecule: messenger RNA, 1350 nt
Organism: Synchytrium microbalum
Lineage: Eukaryota; Fungi; Chytridiomycota; Chytridiomycetes; Synchytriales; Synchytriaceae
Exons: 6
Coding region: 1-1350 (449 amino acids)
Molecular function (GO): catalytic activity
Source: RefSeq, a predicted model, not a curated record